AAAGCAUAAGUGAACUAGAGAUGCCAUCAGGAAAGGAUUUGGGUUGUGGAGACUCAAGGAAGAGAGGCCAUAACGCUGAAGAUUGUCCAAAGGAGGACAAGUUUUUCCAAGGGUCGUCUGGGACAAAAGGAACGCAACUUGACAAGGAUGGAGAAUUGGGAUGUUCGUCGAAGGACUCGUACACUGCGAACUCUGAAGAACGUUAUAACAAAGAGAUAGAUCGCGACCUGCGAAAAGAAAAGCAUAGGCUGCAGCAACAUCCCUGUAGAAACACCGAACACCUAGAGGAAAUAACGACUGGUCAUCCAAGCAAGGAUCUGGAGGAACGCCUCGACAAUAACAGAACUCUAACGACAGAAGAUAAGAGAAACAACAAUAUCAAUGAGGGAGAAGGUAACACUGGAGGAUGUCUCGAAGAAAAAACAAUACUUAUGAGAACAGACCCUGAAGGAGGAUAUACCACUGUGCAAAAGAAACUCGUUAACAAUAAACCUGAUUUUGAAGAUACUCGGCAUACAAUGAAGGGAAUAGAAUUGUCAAGGAAUUCCCAAAUUCAGAGACUGGAAAUCGAAUACCAUCAAUAUGACACCUGCACCAUCACAGUCCGACAUCAUCUGGUCAAUUGGAGUAAAGUAAGUAACCAAGCUAUGAUGGCUUCUUUAACGACAUCACUGGCCAUAACACUACGAUCCCGAGAGAUCACCAGCUUGACAUACCUAAGGAUUAAGCACAAAUGGAGAAAUAAAAUGAUCGACGAUCUAACCUCUUAUUAA
This is a messenger RNA of Acaulospora morrowiae, 773 nucleotides long. NCBI's taxonomy places the organism in Eukaryota, Fungi, Glomeromycota, Glomeromycetes, Diversisporales, Acaulosporaceae. The record is from the annotation of a GenBank genome assembly.